CGUCUGAAAAAGACAGACCAGGUGGGAACCGCGGCCUUCACCCUUCACCCCGGCACCGCCUCGCCUGCAGUGCCACUAACCCCACGCCACCCCUCCGCGCUCCAGCUCCUGGCCCAGGCGGCGCGCGUCCUCCUGGAGCGCUGCGGGGUUCGGGUCCCGGCCCCCUGCGUGGCGGAAGUCCCGCCCCCGGGCGGACGCGUAGGCCGAGGCGCGCGUGGAGCCUGUGGCCUGGGUCUGCACCGCCGAGGGCGGCGCAGGUCCCUAGUUCUGCCCAGCGUGCCGGCGCUCUGGCCCGGUUUUAUUGCGCUACUGGUUCACAUCCUCGCACGUCACCUCCGCGCGUGGGCAUAACCAGCCCCACGUCAGGCGCGAAGGCUGGAGCGCGCGCCUGCGGAGGGGAGAAGGGUCCACGCGAGCCCCGGCUAGGAAGGUCGGCGCUCCUAGCCCGGAGCUCCGAACCCCGAACCCCGCCCGCAGCCCCGCAGGCCCCGCCCCCGGCCGCCUCUUCCGCUCGCUGUGGGGCGGGGUCUGCACGCCCGCCGGACCCGCGAGACCGGCCACGUCGUCGUCCUGUGCGCCGCGAGCCCGCGUGGGCCGGCGGCACCAUGGCGGCGGCCAGCGUGGCCGAGUGCCUGCAGCAGGAGACCACCUGCCCCGUGUGCCUGCAGUACUUUGUGGAGCCAAUGAUGCUUGACUGCGGCCACAACGUGUGCGGUGCCUGCCUGGCGCGCUGCUGGGGCGCGGCCGAGACCGACGUGAGCUGCCCGCAGUGCCGCGAGGCCUUCCCGCAGCGCCACUUGCGGCCCAACCGGCCCCUGGCCAACGUGACGCGCCUGGUGAAGCAGCUGCGCGCCGAGCGCGCGCCGGGCCCGGGCGGCGAGAUGGGCGCGUGCGAGAAGCACCGCGAGCCGCUGAAGCUGUACUGCGAGGAGGACCGCACGCCCAUCUGCGUGGUGUGCGACCGCUCGCGCGAACACCGCGGCCACAGCGUGCUACCGCUGGAGGAGGCAGUGGACGGCUUCAAGGUGAGGCCGGGCAGGGCCGCCACGGAGCUUCACGCGUGCUGUACGCGACGCGGGCUCGAGCCCGAGGCCCCGGGCGCAGAAGAUCCGCGCUGGUCCUGGGGCAGGGCGAAGGAGCAAAUCCAGAGCCAGCUGGACCACCUGAGAAGAGUGAAAGACCUGAAAAAGAGGCGCCGGGCUCAGGGCGAGCAGGCGCGGGCCGAGCUGCUGAGCCUCACGCAGAUGGAGCGGGAGAAGAUUGUUUGGGAGUUUGAGCAGCUGUACCACUCCCUGAAGGAGCAGGAGUACCGGCUCCUGGCGCGGCUCGAGGAGCUAGACCUGGCCAUCUACAACAGCAUCAAUGGUGCCAUCACCCAGUUCUCCUGCAACAUCUCGCACCUCAGCGGCCUGAUCUCGCAACUGGAGGAGAAGCAGCGCCAGCCCACCAGGGAGCUGCUGCAGGACAUCGGGGACACGCUGAGCAGGGCUGAAAGAAUCAGGAUCCCUGACCCUUGGAUCACGCCUCCAGAUCUGCAAGAGAAAAUCCAUAUUUUUGCCCAAAAAUGCCUGUUCCUGACAGAGAGUCUGAAGCAGUUCACAGAAAAAAUGCAGUCGGAUAUGGAGAAAAUUCAAGAGUUGAGAGAAGCGCAGUUAUACUCAGUGGACGUGACCCUGGACCCGGACACUGCCUACCCCAGCCUGAUCCUGUCAGACAACCUGCGACAGGUGCGGUACAGUUACCUGCAGCAGGACCUGCCCGACAACCCCGAGCGCUUCAACCUAUUCCCCUGUGUCCUGGGCUCCCCCUGCUUCAUCGCUGGGCGCCACUACUGGGAGGUCGAGGUGGGAGACAAGGCCAAGUGGACCAUCGGCGUCUGCGAAGACUCAGUGUGCCGGAAGGGCGGCGUGACCUCAGCCCCGCAGAAUGGGUUCUGGGCUGUGUCGCUAUGGUAUGGGAAGGAGUACUGGGCACUCACCUCCCCGAUGACGGCGCUGCCGCUGCGGAGCCCAUUGCAGCGUGUGGGCAUCUUCCUGGACUACGACGCCGGGGAGGUGUCUUUCUACAACGUGACUGAGCGGUGCCACACCUUCACCUUCUCCCAUGCCACCUUCUGCGGGCCGGUGCGGCCUUACUUCAGCCUGAGCUACUCAGGUGGAAAGAGCGCGGCACCUCUCGUCAUCUGUCCCAUGAGCGGCAUCGACGGUUUUUCGGGCCAUGUUGGAAGUCGUGGCCGCUCCAUGGAGACUUCCCCGUGAGGGGCAGAACUCAGGCACGCAGGCUGGCCGGCUGCUGAGUAUCACCUCGGCCCAUCAGGACUGGAUGUCCACGUGUCCUUGCCCUCACCACACCACAGAGGAUGUCCAUGCUCCCUGGGGCCUGUCCUCUUCCUGUGCAGGUUGUGAGCUGUAAUGAGAAGUAUCAGUGUUGCCUACAAAUAAAACUGGACACCCGC
Molecule: messenger RNA, 2455 nt
Organism: Cavia porcellus (domestic guinea pig)
Lineage: Eukaryota; Metazoa; Chordata; Mammalia; Rodentia; Caviidae
Gene: Trim27
Product: tripartite motif containing 27
Exons: 8
Coding region: 606-2258 (550 amino acids)
Biological process (GO): protein K63-linked ubiquitination; negative regulation of viral transcription; negative regulation of transcription by RNA polymerase II
Cellular component (GO): cytoplasm
Molecular function (GO): protein binding; zinc ion binding; ubiquitin protein ligase activity
Source: RefSeq, a predicted model, not a curated record